Messenger RNA from Eurytemora carolleeae, 941 nucleotides. RefSeq names its product methyltransferase-like protein 7A. Bases 29 to 805 code for a protein of 258 amino acids. The transcript has 10 exons. The record is from RefSeq and is a predicted model, not a curated record. NCBI's taxonomy places the organism in Eukaryota, Metazoa, Arthropoda, Copepoda, Calanoida, Temoridae. Gene Ontology annotation, molecular function: S-adenosylmethionine-dependent methyltransferase activity.
UGUUAAAUGAAAAUUUUUCAGAUUGAAGAUGAUGUUUAAAGGAACCUUGCUUGGUUUGCUUCUAAUGGGAUGGACUAUAACCGCCAUUUUUCUACUCAGUUUUAAUUUGUUGCUGACUUUAUUCGGAAAAAGAUUUUUUGCUGCGUUUUUGUCUCAAUUUGUGGAUACCUACAACAGCGUAGCUGAACCCUUCAAGACAAAGCUGUUCAAGGAGUUAAACGAGAUCAAAACUGGAGAUAAGAUAAAGAUUCUUGAGAUUGGGGGAGGGUCCGGAGCCAACUUUAAAUAUUUCACUUCACCCUCAGAAGUAACUAUUGUAGAACCAAAUCCAAACUUUGUUCCCUACUUUGAGGAGAACAGGAAGAAGUACAAGUCUCUGAAGAUAAACGACAUGAAACAGGGGUAUGGAGAGGACCUAAAAGCUGCCGGUAUUGAAGAUGAAUCGUUUGAUGCUGUAAUCAUGACUCUAGUUCUCUGCUCAGUUCAAGACCAAGUCAAGUGUAUUAAGGAAAUCCAGAGAGUGUUGAAGCCUGGAGGUAAGUUCUUCUUCAUGGAACACGUGCUUGGAAACAACGGGGACAACGUCAGAUACAUCCAGGAGAUUGUCAUGCAGGGAGGGUUCUGGCCCUGCAUGUUUGAUGGAUGCUGCACUAACCGGGACACCUUUACAACUAUGGAGCAAACUGGUGGAUGGAGUAAGCUUGAUCAGACUAAAUAUGAACUCCCGGCUUCAAAAACUAAUAAGAUGUUUAACCUUACCAGGUCUGUUAUUCACCCUCAUUUGAUGGGAGUUGGGACAAAGUAAUUUAUCUUAAUCAUCCGGACAUCCGGACACAUCCAGAAAAAUCCGGAUAUCCGGAGAUCAGGGGAAGAGAGUUCCAAACAGUGAUUUGGGCCAAACCCGCCAUUCAGUUUUACUUGAUCUGAUACUGAUAUCAGUA